ACAACCUGCGGCUGGCAGCAACGUUUGGUCUGCAGCCGCUUAGCCGAAAGCAUCAAGAGACAAGCCAAAGAGAAAGCCCAACAUGAAUCUGAUCAAAGCCGCCCUUUUGCUGAGCGCGUUCGUUGCCUUGUCUAUGGCCCAUAGUACCAGUUCCGAGAGCUGGAACUCAUGGGUGGAUUGCGCCGAUGUUGGAGUCCGAGCAUAUGCCAAAUUGCUGCGCGGCGCCAUCCCCACGUUGCGUACCCUAUACGAGUGCAUCGACUACGAGCCGACCCACAAUGCCGAGUCCAGCUACCUUGGAACUCUGAAGACCCUCUACGAGUUUCUGCGGAGAACCGUUUACGAGAAACAGAGCUGCCUGCUGGAUCCCCUGAAGGGAACUGCCAACGCCCUAAUGCCAUUCGUGGACAGGAUUGAUACCUUGAACUGCCUCGUCUAGUAGACAAUUCAAUUUUCAGUGCGUUUUUCAAUAUUGAAAUAAAUUCCAAGAGCUCCAGCGCCUGCGCACUACUUGAAGCAAAGAAA
Messenger RNA from Drosophila subobscura, 525 nucleotides. RefSeq names its product accessory gland protein Acp53Ea (gene Acp53Ea). The transcript is spliced from 2 exons. The coding region runs from base 83 to 439 and encodes 118 amino acids. The record is from RefSeq and is a predicted model, not a curated record. NCBI's taxonomy places the organism in Eukaryota, Metazoa, Arthropoda, Insecta, Diptera, Drosophilidae.